AUGGGUGGCUUCUGUGGGGGGGACAGUGGCGUUGUCCUAGCUCUCCUGGUCUGGCUUCAGCUUCUUCAGCCUCUGUUCAGUGGUACUUACAAAGCCAGGGAGGAUUCCGGAGCGAUGCACAGGUCCCGGAGACCGCGGAGUGACCCAGAGGCCCCGGCACAGCAGAGCAGCUUGAAACCCCAGAGUAUUUCUCAUCUUUCAGUAGUUCCGGUGUCUCCAGACCGGACUGGGACUCCAGGAUCAGGGCCUCCUUCAGCGACCACGACCAAAAUUAUCUUGGAAUCUAGGAGGAGCUCUAGUCUAGGAGGACCGUUUUCGCCAGACACUUGCGGCCAUAGAAUUACGGAGUUUCAUCAUGGAAGUUUAUCUGCAGGGAGGAAGUGGCCCUGGCAGGUGAGCCUGCAGAGUCACAAUGAACAUGUGUGUGGAGGCUCCCUCAUCAGCCACCGAUGGGUGCUGACUGCGGCCCACUGCAUAUAUGAGCAGGACGAGUACAUGGUGAUGCUGGGUGACAACGUGCUGAAUUCUGAAUCUGAAAAUGUGACCCUGGUCCCAGUGCAAGACAUCAUUUACCCUUCCGACUUUAACAUUCAAACCAUGAGGGGGGACAUCGCCCUCGCCCUGCUGUACUUCCCCGUGAAUUACUCCUCACUCAUCCAGCCUGUGUGCCUUCCCAGGAAGCCCUUCCGAGUGAAAAACGGAACGGUGUGCUGGGUGACUGGCUGGAGCCAACACACGGAAAAUGAUACAGGGUUUGCAUCCGUUCCCCUUCAGGAGGCCCAACAAAGUAUUCUCCUCCAGAAGCACUGUAAUCAGCUGUUCCAGAGACAGCUGGGAACAUCGAAAAACCUGGUGAUUAAAGGGAUGGUCUGCGGUCAGCAAGACUCGGGAGAGAAGCCUUGUUGGGGAGAUUCUGGGAGUCCCCUGGUCUGCGAAUCUGACAACACAUGGACCCAGGUGGGGCUUGUGAGCUGGGGCUUCAACUGCGAUCAAGUCCCUGUCCUCUCAGUCUACACAGAUAUCACUGAAUACAAUGAAUGGGUCAGAUAUGUUUUAAGUCAGGCAUCCCAGACAGAUUCCAUGGGAGUCUUGGUCUUAUACCUGUCUCCAGUGCUACACCUGGCCCUCCUGGGAGCUCUGGGACCUGCCCCAUCUUAG
Molecule: messenger RNA, 1158 nt
Organism: Apodemus sylvaticus (European woodmouse)
Lineage: Eukaryota; Metazoa; Chordata; Mammalia; Rodentia; Muridae
Product: putative inactive serine protease 43
Exons: 6
Coding region: 1-1158 (385 amino acids)
Biological process (GO): proteolysis
Molecular function (GO): serine-type endopeptidase activity
Source: RefSeq, a predicted model, not a curated record